Messenger RNA from Sapajus apella (tufted capuchin), 2765 nucleotides. RefSeq names its product proton-coupled amino acid transporter 2. Gene Ontology annotation, biological process: proton transmembrane transport; glycine transport; L-alanine transport. Lineage: Eukaryota; Metazoa; Chordata; Mammalia; Primates; Cebidae. The coding region runs from base 124 to 1575 and encodes 483 amino acids. The transcript has 10 exons. The record is from RefSeq and is a predicted model, not a curated record. Gene Ontology annotation, cellular component: vacuolar membrane. Gene Ontology annotation, molecular function: amino acid:proton symporter activity; L-proline transmembrane transporter activity; glycine transmembrane transporter activity.
GGCCACAGCCAGUCCAGGCACACACACUGUGCUGGAGUGUACACCUACCCUAGACACCUUCCUGCUUCCCUUCUUCCAGAGCAGACCUCUUUGUCACCCUGACCUCCUGUUUCUUAAGCAGUCAUGUCUGUGACAAAAAGUACUGAGGGUCCCCAGGGAGCCGUUGCCAUCAAACUGGACCUUAUGUCGCCUCCCGAAAGUGCCAAGAAGCUGGAGAACAAAGACUCUACAUUCUUGGAUGAAAGUCCUUCAGAGUCACCAGGCUCGAAGAAGACCAAAGGCAUAACAGGGUUCCAGGCCUUGGUUCACCUGGUGAAAGGCAACAUGGGCACAGGGAUCCUGGGACUACCCCUGGCUGUGAAGAAUGCGGGCAUCCUGAUGGGUCCACUCAGUCUGCUGGUGAUGGGGUUCGUCGCCUGCCACUGUAUGCACAUCUUGGUCAAGUGUGCCCAGCGCUUCUGUAAGAGGCUUAACAAGCCCUUUAUGGACUAUGGGGACACAGUGAUGCAUGGACUAGAAGCCAACCCCAGCACCUGGCUCCGGAACCACGCUCACUGGGGAAGGCAUAUCGUGAGCUUCUUCCUUAUUGUCACCCAACUUGGCUUCUGCUGUGUGUACAUUGUGUUUUUGGCCGAUAAUUUAAAACAGGUAGUGGAAGCUGUUAAUAGCACAACCAACAACUGCCAUUCCAAUGAGACCAUUAUUCUGACCCCCACCAUGGACUCACGACUCUACAUGCUCUCCUUCCUGCCCUUCCUGGUGCUGCUGGUUCUUAUCCGGAACCUCAGAAUCUUGACCAUCUUCUCCAUGCUGGCCAACAUCAGCAUGCUGGUCAGCUUGGUCAUCAUCACCCAGUACAUCACCCAGGAAAUCCCAGACCCCAGUCGGUUGCCACUGGUAGCAAGCUGGAAGACCUACCCUCUCUUCUUCGGAACAGCCAUUUUUUCUUUUGAAAGCAUUGGUGUGGUUCUGCCUCUGGAAAACAAGAUGAAAGAUGCCCGCCACUUUCCAGCCAUCCUGUCUUUGGGAAUAUCCAUCAUCACUGCCCUGUACAUCGGCAUCGGGGCUCUGGGCUACCUGCGGUUUGGAGAUGACAUCAAGGCCAGCAUAACCCUUAACCUGCCUAACUGCUGGUUGUAUCAGUCUGUCAAGCUUCUCUACAUUGCUGGCAUCCUGUGCACCUAUGCUCUGCAGUUCUACGUCCCUGCAGAAAUCAUCAUCCCCUUCUCCAUCUCCCGGGUGUCAACACGCUGGGCACUGCCUCUGGAUCUGUCCAUUCGCAUCGCCAUGGUCUGCCUGACAUGCCUCCUGGCCAUCCUCAUCCCCCGCCUGGACCUGGUCCUCGCCCUGGUGGGCUCCGUGAGCAGCAGCGCCCUGGCCCUCAUCAUCCCACCCCUCCUGGAGGUCACCACCUUCUAUUCAGAGGGCAUGAGCCCCCUCACCAUCUUCAAGGACGCCCUGAUCAGCAUCCUGGGCUUCGUGGGUUUUGUGGUGGGGACGUACCAGGCCCUGGAUGAGCUGCUGAAGUCAGGAGACUCUCUCCCCUUUUCUAACUCCACCACGUUUAUUCAGUGAGCAUGGCACUGCUCCUUGCCCACCAGCACCUGACUUUUAAUGAAACAGAUCUCUUUUUUUUUUUUCUUGAGAUGGAUUUUCGCUCUUGGGCAAUGGUGAGAUCUCGGCUCAUCACAGCCUCCAUCUCCCAGGUCCAAGUGAUUCUCCUGCCUCAGCCUCAUGAGUGGCUGGGAUUACAGGCAUGUGCCAGCAGGCCCGGCUACUUUUUGAAUUUUUAGUGGAGAUGGGGUUUCUCCAUGUUGGUCGGGCUGAUCUCGAACUCCCAACCUCAAGUGAUCCUCCCGCCUCUGCCUUGCAAAGUGCUGGGAUUACAGGCAUGAGCCACUGUGCCCAGCUGGAUCUCUUUUAUAUGCAUUAUCUUUAUGUCACUGCUUUACCUUUUCUCUGGGCCAAGUCAUGAUGAAACAAGAAAGGACUCACUGGCUACAAGCUCUAAAUGGUAAUUUUUUAAAACUUUAUUUUGUUUACUUCUUCUUUUCACAUGUGGCAUUCCACUACAUUGUGAGCUUUCCCUUGGAAGGCUCUGGAUUCUAUCCCCCCUUAUAAUAAUUGGCACAGUGAAUUUCAUACCCGGCGUGGAACUAUGCAAGAAGAAGCCACCAGAGGGCCCCAAGUGACAGCAACUGGCAGAAGGAAGUGCAGCCAGCUAAGACUGUCCACGCUUUGGCAGACAACGGGUUUUCCCUUUUCUGGUUCUGUUCAAAACGCAAACACUAAGAGUGGGUACAUAAUCCACAAGCCAGAAAGUUGUGCAUGGCUCCAGUGUUGAGAUGGGUAAGGCCAAGAUGACCAGUGUGAAGAAACUCAGAUAGAAAGGAGCCACGCAUAUUUAGAGGCAACAAACAUUUCAAACCAUUAGAGAAUAUUUUCUCCCAAUUCGAAGAUCCCAACCAUGAGUAGGAAGCAUGGAAAUAGAUGUGCCCAUGGGGAGGGAUGAGAGGUGAACAUGAAAAUUAUUUGAAUAGACUUUACUUCUUAAUUCUUGCAACAUGCAUUCUUGAUUACCUACUGUGUACCAAAUAAGAUUUUGUAGAAUAAUGCAAAAAUGACCAUAAAUUCCUCUUGAUAAUGUGACUUUGCAGCUGCUCCUAUGAAGAGACGAAGUCUAUAUCUCUAUGCCUUAAAUUUGUUUUUGUUCUCCCCCCCCGCCUUUAAAUGGAGUCUCACUCUGUUGCUCAGGCUGGAGUGCA